GCUUCAUGCCUCAUGUUCAAAGUUCACGUUCAACUCUUGAAGAGACUAUCAUUCAUGAUCCGGUCGCGCCGGUCACGUGUAUGAUCACGUUCCCCAACCGCAGUGAAUCAGUUCACAACUCGGUCUUCUAUAUGAUUAUGCCAGCUUUCCGUGUGCUCAAAACGCUCGCGCGGUCGCUAUCCACCACUGCAAAGUCUACAUCAGAGCUCGUUGGCACAGCACCUUCGCACCGGUGCUACAUCUUCUUGCAUACCCCACAGCCACCCAGCGAGUAUCCCGCCAAGUACGCAACCCCCAUCCAGCGCGCACUCCUUCUACGCGCUGCUAAAUGGGGUGGGUCUGUCAAUUUUUCGUGGUCUGAGGACCAACAAUCUAUCUGUACACGACCACCUGGGGAGGAAGACAAGCAGGAAUAUUGUCUGACGGCGUUUGCGUAUCCGCGGGGAAAGCUUGAGGCUACUGUGUCCAUGGACAAUAUCGAGGAGGUGGGAGAACAGUUGAGGGUGCAUGCUGAGGGUGUCUCUGGUACUACGCCCUCGAAUUCAGAUGAUGUGCAUUUAUAUGUCUGUACUCAUGGUGCGCGAGAUUGUCGGUGCGGAGACAUUGGGGGAGCAGUUGCCCAGGCUAUAAGGGAUGAACUCCGCAAGCGCAGAGAUACAAAUCCAAGUGAUCCUAGCAAUCGCAUUAAACUUGCAGAAGUGGCACAUGUCGGAGGGCAUAAAUAUGCAGCAAAUCUCCUUGUGUACCCGCACGGAGAAUGGCUAGGUGAAGUAGAGCCCGAAGAUGUUCCAGAAAUUCUAGAUGCUAUUCUGGCAUUACCAGUGCGCCCGCGCAACAUCGACGAAAUACCUAUUUGUCCUCGCCAUUGGAGAGGCCGCAUGGGGUUGAACAAGGACGAGCAGGUCCAGCUCCUGCAGCGAACUCACUCAUGAAUCGUAGAGUGUGCAUAUCAUAGUACCAAUUUCACGCCUAGACCUGGACGACGGAAGCAUGCAUGUGUGUUUUAUACUAGCGUGCAGUGCAGCAAACACAUCAACCAAGAGGACAUUGAUGUUGGAAGACAAACGGAAAUAUUCUGGCUGACUUGAGCGCAUGGAGCAGCCUGAGUUGUUUCUCGUUAUCUUCCAUAUUCAGAUCUAAAUUUUGUUAUGUUGCCUACAGCUCAUUAUUUGUGGACAUCACCGUCUCUCGAAAUGCCAUGUAUUUCAUCAGCGCAUCAAA
This is a messenger RNA of Suillus discolor, 1221 nucleotides long. Its product is annotated as Sucrase/ferredoxin-like-domain-containing protein. NCBI's taxonomy places the organism in Eukaryota, Fungi, Basidiomycota, Agaricomycetes, Boletales, Suillaceae. The record is from RefSeq and is a predicted model, not a curated record. The transcript has 3 exons. The coding region runs from base 6 to 932 and encodes 308 amino acids.